ACAGAUUACCUUCUUACUAAAAAAAAAUAAAAAAUAAGUUUAGUAAAAGUUUGCAGCAAUGUCUUUUAUAACUGGUAAUAUCAAAGACAUUCUUUCUAUUAAAUUUAAAAAUCGACACGAUGCUUACACUGAUCAAUUUAGUCGUAUAUUUAUGACAAAAAUAUUUCUAAUAUCUGCUUUCAUUAUGAGUUUAGACUUUUUUAACUCAAAUAUAUCAUGUUAUUAUAAAUCAAAACUUCUUCUAGAUCAGGAAUUUGUUCAUCGCACUUGCUGGAUCCAGGGUUUAUACAAUUUCGUCGAGUUAAGCAAAAUGUGCUCAAAAAAUUGCAGAUACUUUGGAAUACCGCACAACAUUGAAAUGGAUGGAAUAAAAAAUGACGAACUGUGCAAUACAAAGAGUGAAAAAAAUUGUAUUCCAAUGGCGAAAAUAUUUUUCUUUCAAUACCAAUACUUUCCAUUUUAUAUUGGUUCGUUAGCAGUAGUUUACUACCUCCCUUAUAUAGUUUUCCGGGUAAUAAAUACAGACAUUAUUAAUUUGAAGACACUAAUUGCCUCAAGAACCACAUGUCCAAAAAAGAUUGUUGAAACUUACUUUAAUUAUAAAGUAAAUGGUGGACAACUAGAACUAGGUUUUAAAACAAUUCUUAGUAUAAUAGUUAAGUUGCUGUACGUCAUCGUAAACUUAUUUGGUUUUCUAGUAACAAAUUUGUUGUUAAACAAUAAAUACCUGACGUAUGGUGUAGACUGGAUAAAAUGGGUGCAAAACAAACAAAAAUUCGGUUUUCAUGACAUUGGCCAACAUAAUAUUUCAAAUCCUGGCGAUGUACUUUUACCUGUAUUAGCUUUAUGUGAAAUACCAGCGGCAUCCAACAACAACCGCUAUCAAUAUGUUAAUAAUCAUAAGUUUAUAUGUGAAAUCAGUCCUAAUGUUUUGUAUCAAUACGUAAUGGUGGUUUUAUGGUUUAUAUUUAUACUUGGUGUUUUAGUAUCGUGUGCCGGUUUUUUCUUAAACAUUUUUGAGUAUUUUUAUAUAUAUUUCAACAUACUUUUGAAUCGUAAUGCUUUCUUAAAGAACCAAGUUGAUGAUAAACUUUUUUAUAACAUAACUUUAAGAGAAAAUGAAUAUCUGAAAAACAUAUUAAACACAGAUAAAACAAUUUAUAAAGAAGUACUUAGCUUCUUAAAGCAAAGCAGAGUUUUACAAAUGUCAUUGAAAAAAAAAGGUUGUGAAGCAUUAGAUCUUUGACGAAACAUAAAAUUUUAAUUUUGCUUGAAAGCUGAUGAAUCAAAAAGACUUAUAGUAUUUUAACAGUAUUUUACAAAAGUAAAUAAAUCUUAUUUUUUAAAUUGAUAUUCAAACGUCAAAUUUGAUUAAAGUACAUAAAAGUUACAUUUUCAUUUUAAAAAAAUAUGUCGCUUGAUGUUUGAAGGAAGACUGCUUAAGAUGGCUUUCUAUGACGUCUUUAAAGAAAAAAUAAAAAAAUUAAAAUAAAUAGGUGGAAACAAAACUGAAAGAUAACGUAUAGUAAGCCACCUUGUCCCAAUCAAGUGAUCAGAUAAUUAAUUUAUGAAUAUUUCGUUUUCAUUUUUAAUAUAUAUAUUUUUACUUGGAAACUGUUGUAUUCUUGUAAACAAGUUUUCAGUUUGCAAGAACACCUACAUGUAGGUAAAAAAUUAUUUUGAUGAAAAUAUUAUUUUUAAAUAAA
Molecule: messenger RNA, 1706 nt
Organism: Hydra vulgaris (swiftwater hydra)
Lineage: Eukaryota; Metazoa; Cnidaria; Hydrozoa; Anthoathecata; Hydridae
Source: RefSeq, a predicted model, not a curated record